This is a messenger RNA of Hevea brasiliensis (rubber tree), 1854 nucleotides long. Its product is annotated as protein PHLOEM PROTEIN 2-LIKE A10. The transcript has a single exon. NCBI's taxonomy places the organism in Eukaryota, Viridiplantae, Streptophyta, Magnoliopsida, Malpighiales, Euphorbiaceae. The record is from RefSeq and is a predicted model, not a curated record. The coding region runs from base 326 to 1588 and encodes 420 amino acids.
GCUCAUCUGCCUUCUGCAGCUCUCGUCACCUAAAAUCAUGUGGCAUUUAAUUUUUGUAUUAACUGUUAUUAAUAGCUUCUUCACAAUCUCAUCUACCAGAGUACUAUCAUUAAUUGAUCGUUAAUUACAGCUCUUAACUGCCACCAUCUGCCGUCCCUCACCACCUCUAUAAACGCCCAAAGCUUCAUGCCGACAACAACCCAAAGGAGAAGAUACGAAGCCCUAGAUUUCUCGAUUCUCUAUAUAUUCUCCUCUUUAUAUAUCCCUUAGCCUUCCAUCCACACGGAGGAACCCACCCCAAUUUCCAAAUUCCAAGCCCUAGGGAAUGGAUUUUCAAUUGACCAAGAAGGGGUUCAAUUUCUCCCAGAGAAAGACGAAAUGGCUGAUUUUACUGGCCGUUUCUGGUGUCUCUGGUUAUGGACUUUACAAGGUGUAUAAUUUGCCCUCCGUGGUCAAGAAAAGGAGGAGAUUGAUCAAACUUAUUAAAACCCUAAUUUCAAUUGCUGAAAUGAUGUCCAAUUCUGCUGAGACGAUUGACAUUGUUUCCAGGGACUUGAAGGAGUUUCUGCAGUCCGAUUCGGACGAAAUUCCUAAUAGCAUCAAGCAAAUUUCUAAGAUUGUUAAAUCGGAUGAGUUAUCCCAGUCGUUGACUAGGUUUUCUCAGGCGUUGACGAUUGGGGUUCUGAGAGGCUAUAAAUCGGAGUCGGCAAAUGAUGAUGGAUUAGUGUCAGGUUCAAUGAAUUCGCGUUUCACUGAUAAGGCAAUGGAUAGGUUGUUCUCUAAUGCUGGGACUGGGUUUGUUUCCGUUGUUGUUGGUAGUUUUGCCAAGAAUUUGGUUUUGGGGUUUCAUUCUAAUGUUGGAGCUGGUGUGGAUCAAAGUGGCUCGAGCAUAUCUGAUAUACCUAGAUGGGUUAGUGUGGUUUGUAAUGAUCGGUGCAAGGAACUUAUAGCUGAAUGCAUACAGAAGUUUGUGAGCACAGCAACUGCUGUUUAUCUUGACAAGACAAUGAACGUCAACACUUUUGAUGAAUUGUUCUCUGGCAUGACCAAUCCGAAUCAUCAAAGCAAUGUGAGAGACAUUCUGGUUUCGGUCUGUAAUAGUGCUGUAGAAACGCUUGUUAAAACAUCUCAUCAAGUGUUGACAAAUUCCAAUAUGCACCUGAAUUCAGGUGCCAACUCUGGUUCUACGUGUACGAUUGUUGAGCAGAGCGAAGGACCAAGUGCAACCAGAAAUGAUUGUCUCAAGCAAGAAGUAUGUUUGAAAGACGGAUGCUCACUUGAAGGGUUUCAGAAUGGUGGAUGGAUCGGAAAGGUGUCAUCUACUUUGGCUGUGCCAAGCAAUAGGAAGUUUGUGCUCGAUGUGACUGGGAAAGUGACUUUUGGAACAAUAAGGUCUAUUGUGGAGUUCUUGUUGUGGAAAAUAUCAGAUUGCUUGAAGAGAAGCCUUAAUGUAGUUCAUGAAGAGGUUGUAGAUAGGGGACUAGAGGUUAUUAGAUACUUUGGGGCAAAGACAUCUGUUAUUGUUACCAUAUGUCUUGCCCUGUAUUUACAUGUUAUGGGAGGCACUAGGGUUCUCUUACCUGCUUAAAAUGACAGGAAUUACAAAAGAAACUCCGAGCUCAUAUUGGUCAUGGGUUGAGAACGGAAUUGAACUCUAUGAGGUGUCUGAUUUAUUUUGCUCAAUAAGAAAACAACGAGAGAAUACAUAUCAAAUCCCUGUCCCUUCCCAACGAAGCACUUCUGGUUAUCCACAUAAAAGAUGCUUUGUGUGUGUGUCUUUGUAACCUCAGUUCAAAGUUCAAUGUAAUCUUAGCUCACAUUCUCCUUUUGAUGGUUGGCUUUAGCUUCAGAAAA